Mizuhopecten yessoensis (Yesso scallop) is the source of this 3519-nucleotide messenger RNA. RefSeq lists its product as uncharacterized. Gene Ontology annotation, molecular function: damaged DNA binding. The transcript is spliced from 9 exons. Lineage: Eukaryota; Metazoa; Mollusca; Bivalvia; Pectinida; Pectinidae. Gene Ontology annotation, biological process: base-excision repair; single strand break repair. Bases 51 to 2072 code for a protein of 673 amino acids. The record is from RefSeq and is a predicted model, not a curated record. Gene Ontology annotation, cellular component: nucleus.
AUAAACAGGAAGUUUACAUAUGGUACUUCCCGCGCGAAAUAUGAUGAGCUAUGGCACCAGUCUCCCUGAAAUACGUCGUGUCCUUCACAUCACAGGACAACAACUACCCAGUCCAAAACCUGAUCAGCAAUGAUGGAUUCAAGAAAUGGCUAUCAAACCCAAAGGAAAAGUCUGGUCAGAUUGAAGCAGUCUUCCAACUAGAGCAGAGCUGUAAAAUAUCAUAUAUUGACAUAGGUCUGAUAUGGUGUGCCAUGCUGGAGAUACAGGUUGGUCGGUCAGACUGGCCGGUGGGUCAAGAUUACCAGACCUUACUCCAUACUGCCAGUAUCAUGAGCCCGGGGGACUGUAGGGGCAAUAUCAACACUGUCAGGACCAGGAUGUUUGGAAUAGAACAUUUCAAUGAAGUGGUUGCUAAGGAAACAUGGGACCGAAUACGUGUAAUCUGUCGCCAACCAUGGAGAAAGGAUGUCCAAUAUGGCAUCUCUUUCAUCAAGAUCAAGACCAACACUACAGCAACAGGCGAAGACCAGCAGGGAAGACCUCUCCAGUCUAUGACCCACAAAUCAGCUAAAUCUAUACAAAAACACUUCUUUGGCAAGAAAUCACCUGGUGAUAACAAAGAUGAGUUGGUGUCCCGUCUGUUAAAGAUUGCAGGAUCAUCAGAGGACGGGACUGAGAAAACAGAGUCACUCUCGCGCACUGCCAAACUUGUGAUUGCAGCCAAGGACACAGCAAUGAAGACCAUGUGCCCCACUGCACAGAGUGUAUCUCCCUCCAACCGACAGGCCCUUUACUCCGGUAGUCUGGUGUCCAAGUAUGGGCCAAAGCUUGAAGAAGAGAUAGCCGAUUUCUUAGCAUCUUAUGAAAUCAAUCCUAAAGACCUUGACAAAAUUACAAUCGCUGAUAUUCGACACAAGUUUGAGAAAACUAAGAAAAGAAAGCUGACCCCAGAGGAGAAGAAAAUCUUUAUAGAGUUGGCACGAGAAUACAUCUGUUUGAUGUUUGCUGAGGGGGACAUAAACAAGCACACUCCUCUCCAGCUAAAAGAGGUGGAUAAAAAGCAAGUCAACUCCGCGGUGAAACAUGACAAAAGCCAAGUUCAUGCUAAAAAAAGUAUUUUGACAGAUGCUAAAGGAAACCAUCCAGAAAAAUGUAAGACUACACCAAAAGGAGUGAAGAGUUCUACAGAUAAGAACAAAACUUUGGAAAAUAGUCCCCCCAAACACACACCCUCUAAACCAGGGAAGGCCUCCUGUAUCUCUGAACAGAAAAAGAACGAAGUGAAGAAUGCAGCUUUUGAGUUCAAGAAAAAUGGAUUCAGCUCACCUAGAACUAAUAGAAUGAGUAUGGAUUCAGAGAAAGAAAUCGCUGAUGAUAAUGAGAGGUUAAAGGUCAAAUUAGUCUCUAAUUUUGGACCAAGUUUUACCCAUAAAUCUCCCAAAGGUCCUAACAAACAGAAAACUAUAAACAGUUAUCACCCUUCGUCACCAUCCACAAAUAAUACCUGGCUAUCAGCAACGUCACCUACAUCUACACCUCCUGUCAGCCCCGGGGCCCAGGGCAGGAAGAGGUCCCUCAGUGGGGCUGGACCCAGGGCAAAGAUUCCCCGAACAGAGGAGGAGGUUUACACCCCUACCCAGGGUCGUAAGGCAGGACAUUGCCGUGGAAGAGGCAAACGGGGCAGUGCCAACUCAAGGGAAAUAACUCCUACAUCUUUUGAGCGCUGUGCCGUAUGUCAUGAAUCUGUCCCGGAGGACCAGGUGGUUUCUCACACCCUUGUGUGUAGGGGCUCUGAUCUGGACUUCUGUGACACACCACAUUACCAGGGGGAGUCCUCAGGCAAAGACGGUUCACAGAGUAACCAGGAAGGAUUUCCGGGCAUGGGCAAUAUCCUAGGCAAUGGUAUUGAAAUGACUAGUCCAAUGAGUGGGUUAUACCCAGACGUAUAUAUUCCCUCAAACAGAGGUCCUAGUGUCUCCGAGUUCUCGGACCAAUACGUGGAGUGUCCACUCUGUAACGAGUUUUUCCGGCAGUGUGUGGUGGAGAGACAUGCUGCUACCUGUGGUACGUGAUAUAACCCUCUAUAGUUGAAAUAAGACAUCAGAAUUAAUACUUACAGUGCAUGUUUGUGACUUACAGACAAUGUGGAAAUCUAGCAGGCAUUGAAGUCCAGCAGGUGCAGAACAUUUACAUCACCACCUUUGUGCAUAUAUGUGACUUACCAACACUAAUACUGAAAAAUUUCAAGCACAGGACAUCCAUAUCACCACCUGAAAAUGUGUGUGGAAGUCCAUUCUCUAGAGCAGAACAUGAAAUAAUAACCUGAAAUAUUUUUUAGCUCACAUGAUUCUUCUUUCGUUGUGUCAUGCGAUGUGUGUCCUUCGUCGUUCAUUAACAAUUAACAUUUGUGACUUCUUGAAAACCACUGAACUCAUUGAAUUCAAGCUUGGUACAACUGUUCCUUAUAAUGUCCCAACCAAGUGUUCUUAUUUUUCAUGCCAAUGUGAAAAUCUAAGAUGUCCCCCUAGCGUCCGAUUGGCCGAGAUAUUUUCAAUUAUUUUUUUUAAGAGCGGCUACACCGAAUUUGGUACAAAUGUAUGAGGUCCCCAACAAGUGUACAUGUGUACCUACUUUUAGUGCCAUUUCGAAAAUGAAAUAUUACUGCUCUAGCCUCUGACUGGUCAAGACAUUUGUUCUUCUUCUCAGGAACGGCUGCACUGUGAUUCCAAACUUGGUACAGGUGUUCCUUGUGAGGUCCCCAACGAGGCUUCCUACUUUUCUUGCUGACCUGAAAAUCAAAGAUGGCCAAUAUGGCCUCUGUUUGGUUGAAACAUUUUCAAUUUGAGUUCAAGUGAGAAGAAAGGCUUGUUACUUUUCUUUUAGAUAAAAGUAAAUAUUUUGUCUUAUUUUAUUUAAAUUUUAUUUGAAUGAAUUCAUGUUUCAUUUCAGAGAGAUAUAGUUGAAGAGCUAGUGAAAUGCUUUUAUUUAGAAUAGUGAAAUGCUCUAUAUAUGACUUAUGAAUAGCUCUAUAUAUGACUUAUGAAUAGCUUCAUAUAUGACUUAUGAAUAGCUCUAUAUAUGACUUAUGAAUAGCUCUAUAUAUGACUUUUGAAUAGCUCUAUAUAUGACUUAUGAAUAGCUCUAAGUACGACCACUGAGAAGAUUUAAAUACGACUACUGAAGGAUUUAAAUACGACCACUGAGAAGAUUUAAAUACGACCACUGAGAAGAUUUAAAUACGACUACCGAGCAAGAUGCUCUUAACAUGUCUGACUUACGAACUUUUCUAUCUACACCUGUGAUAGCAGCUGAGGAUUUUUAGCUCACCUGGUCCGAAGGACCAAGGUGAGCUUAUGCCAUCCCGUGGCGUCCGUCGUCCGUACGUCCGUACAUCACCAAUUUCUUUAAACGACUUCUUCUCCUUAACCACCGGUUGGAAUUAAACUUAAUUUGACUGGAAGCAUCCCUAGGUGGUAGGGAUUCAAAAUUUUAUAAAUGGUGGGGCUGACCCCCCAGGGG